Molecule: messenger RNA, 136 nt
Organism: Scutellospora calospora
Lineage: Eukaryota; Fungi; Glomeromycota; Glomeromycetes; Diversisporales; Gigasporaceae
Source: the annotation of a GenBank genome assembly
CCUUGCUUGCUUUGACGCUCAGCUGAGCUCGUUCAGAUUGGCACGAAGUAAAGGCAUUACCACAUCUGUAGCAUAUGUACCCUCAUUUUGUUCAUUGCGUGCCAUACUGCUUGAAAAUGCUACACUUCUCCGCUAA